Peromyscus leucopus (white-footed mouse) is the source of this 1661-nucleotide messenger RNA. It is a transcript of the gene Nmur1, whose product is annotated as neuromedin U receptor 1. The record is from RefSeq and is a predicted model, not a curated record. Gene Ontology annotation, molecular function: neuromedin U receptor activity. NCBI's taxonomy places the organism in Eukaryota, Metazoa, Chordata, Mammalia, Rodentia, Cricetidae. Gene Ontology annotation, biological process: G protein-coupled receptor signaling pathway. Gene Ontology annotation, cellular component: plasma membrane.
AAAUGGGCAUCUUUCCGCUCUGUUCCACAGACUCCUCCCUGCCCCAAUUGUUCUGCCUUUCCUGGAAAGCUGUCCCCGGAUGGUUCAGGGAGCCCCAUGGUCUGCAAUGGCAGUCUGGUCAAUGGCAGCUUUGACCCCGAGGACCUGAACCUGACUGACGAGGCCCUGAGGUUGAAGUACUUGGGCCCUCAGCAGUUAGGGCUGUUUGUGCCCGUCUGUGCCAUGUACCUGCUGAUCUUUGUGGUGGGCACUGUGGGCAACGGGCUGACCUGCACCGUCAUCCUGCACCACAAGGCCAUGAAAACGCCCACCAACUUCUACCUCCUCAGCCUUGCUGUGUCUGAUUUGCUGGUGCUCCUGGUGGGCCUGCCCCUGGAGCUGUACGAGAUGCGGCACAAUUACCCGUUCCAGCUGGGGGCCAGUGGCUGCUACUUCCGGAUACUGCUCUUCGAGACCGUCUGUCUAGCUUCCGUGCUCAAUGUCACAGCCCUGAGUGUGGAGCGCUACGUGGCCGUGGUGCACCCACUCCAAGCCAAGUCUGUGAUGACGCGGGCCCACGUGCGCCGCAUGCUGGGGGCCAUCUGGGUCCUCGCUGUGCUUUUCUCUCUGCCGAACACCAGCCUGCACGGCCUCAAGCCGCUGUACGUGCCCUGUCGGGGGCUGGUGCCCGACUCAGCUGUGUGCACUUUGGUGCGUCCCCGAGUCUUCUACAACUUGGUGAUACAGACCACCACACUGCUCUUCUUCUGCCUGCCCAUGGUUGUCAUCAGUGUGCUGUACCUGCUCAUUGGGCUGCGCCUGCACCGGGAAAGGAUGCUGCUCCACGCGGAGGUCAAAGGCAGGAAAAGCGCAACGGCCCGGAAGACCUGUAGCAGGAGGCCUCAACUUCGAGAUAGGGGACGGAGACAGGUGACCAAGAUGCUAUUUGCGCUGGUCGUGGUGUUUGCCGUCUGCUGGGCUCCGUUCCACGCAGACCGCCUCAUGUGGAGCUUGGUGUCCCGCUGGACCGAGGGCCUGCUCCUGGCCUUCCAGUGUGUGCACGUUGUAUCUGGUGUCUUCUUCUACCUCGGCUCGGCAGCCAACCCAGUGCUCUACAGCCUCAUGUCCAGUCGCUUCCGGGAGACCUUCCGCCAAGCCCUAGGCCUGGGAACCCAGUGCCGCGCCACCAAGGACGGUCAUGGCUCCCAUAACCUCAGCAGACUGACCACAGGCAGCACCCUGUAUGACUUGGGUUCCCGGAACAGCAGGGCUGGACCCCUGACCGAGAGGGAUCCAGGAUUUCAGCAAGAAACAGAUCUCUCCUGAGUGAAAAAUCCCAAAGGAGGCUAACCCCCUAGGCCAGAGGGCCCCAGACAGUCUGGGGGCUAUUGGGGUGAGUUUGGAAAGUCAGACCAGCACCCCAGUGACUCCCACCCUGCCCACAUAUUUGAGUGCUGAGGGAAACAGCAAGAAAAAGAGGAUUGAACCCCGAUUGUCAAAGACUCCCGUUGAGGUCCAGGCAAGCUGACUCAGCAGUUAAUGCUUGCUGCUUCCAGAGGACUGAGUUCAGGUCCCAGCACCCACAUGGCAGCUCACAACCACCUGUAACUGCAGCUCUAGGUCAUCUGACACUCUCUUUUGGCUUCUGAAGGCCCCACAUGUACAUAGCACACACUAAAAAA